Motacilla alba alba is the source of this 1970-nucleotide messenger RNA. RefSeq names its product olfactory receptor 14J1-like. Lineage: Eukaryota; Metazoa; Chordata; Aves; Passeriformes; Motacillidae. Gene Ontology annotation, cellular component: membrane. Gene Ontology annotation, biological process: G protein-coupled receptor signaling pathway. The transcript has 2 exons. The coding region runs from base 576 to 1508 and encodes 310 amino acids. The record is from RefSeq and is a predicted model, not a curated record. Gene Ontology annotation, molecular function: olfactory receptor activity; G protein-coupled receptor activity.
AGAGCCCUGAGCAAGGAGGGAGGGACAGCAUCUGCCUGGCCAGGGGCUGGGGCUCAGGCCUUGGCCCUUGGCAUUCCUGAAACACAUCCAGCUUUGCUCAGCACCACAGACACCUUGGCCUUGUUUGUGCCCAGCUGUCAUCACUGCCUCCAGUGUUCUGCUCUAACUGCUCUACCUGGAACCUGGGGACACUUUCUGGUACAUGUCCCUCAGUGGGACCCAUUAAAACUUCAAGAAACUUUGGAGUUUUCAUCUGAAUUUGAGUUCUUGAGAAGUUUUUUUGAACACUCUCUCAGGGACUGAGUCUGAUGAAUACAACACCAAAGCCCUGAGAGAGUCAUUAAAGUCCUUGUGCUGUGUCUGUGCUGCUGAGCUUUAAAGGAACAGCUCUUGCCAGGACCAGCUCCUCUCCCAGCCCAGCAGGGCUGAGGGCUCUGCCUGCAGGCACUGAGGGGAGAGGAGCCAGGCAGAGACAGGCUGAAGGCAAUCAGGACUGGGAAGACAUUGAGCUGAGACUUCACCUGGGGAAAGAUCUUCACAGCCCUCUACAUGUGCACGAUGCCUAGAUUGAAGAAAUGUCCAACAGCAGCUCCAUCAGGCACUUCCUCCUGCUGCCAUUGGCAGACACGCGGCAGCUGCAGCUCCUGCACUUCUGCCUCUUCCUCAGCAUCUCCCUGGCUGCCCUCCUGGGCAACGGCCUCAUCAUCAGCGCCGUAGCCUGCGGCCACCACCUGCACACGCCCAUGUUCUUCUUCCUGCUCAACCUGGCCCUCAGCGACCUGGGCUCCAUCUGCACCACUGUCCCCAAAGCCAUGCACAAUUCCCUCUGGGACACCAGGGACAUCACCUACUCAGGAUGUGCUGCACAGGUAUUUUUCUUUGCCUUUUUCAUGUCAGCAGAAUUUUCCCUUCUCACCGCCAUGAGCUACGACCGCUACGUGUCCAUCUGCAAACCCCUGCACUACGGGACCCUCCUGGGCAGCAGAGCUUGUGCCCACAUGGCAGCAGCUGCCUGGGCCAGUGGCUUUCUCAAUGCUCUCAUGCACACGGCCAAUACAUUUUCCCUGCCCCUGUGCCAGGGCAAUGCCCUGGGCCAGUUCUUCUGUGAAAUCCCACAGAUCCUCAAGCUCUCCUGCUCACACUCCAAACUCAGGGAAGUUUGGCUCAUUGUGCUAAGUGCUCUUCUAUAUUUUGGUUGUUUUGUGUUCAUGGUUUUCUCCUAUGUGCAGAUCUUCAGGGCCGUGCUGAGGAUCCCCUCUGAGCAGGGACGGCACAAAGCCUUUUCCACCUGCCUCCCUCACCUGGUCGUGCUCUCCCUGUUCCUCAGCACUGCAGCAUUUGCCCACCUGAAGCCGCCCUCCAUCUCCUCCCCAUCCCUGGACCUGGCCCUGUCAGUUCUGUACUCGGUGGUGCCUCCAGCUCUGAACUCCCUCAUCUACAGCCUGAGGAACCAGGAGCUCAAGGCUGCAGUGUGGAGACUGAUGACUGGAUGCUUUCAGAAACACUAAACUGGUUUCCAAUUUCUCCAUACCUCUUGUAAUAAAAGUCAUCUUUGAUAGUACUUGUUGGUUUCAUUUUGGAGGUUCUUUUUCAUUAUUUAGCUUUUUUAAUAUUGCCUACAAUGCAAGGGCGUUGUUUGUGCCAUUUAUCAUUUUGUUUCUCUCCAACUUUCCUGUGACCCACAGACUGUGUCAAUGAGGAGCUGUGCCCUUGGUGGCUUUAAAUGAAUUAAAGGAUCUCCCAGCAAAGUUUUCAGCAGAGAUGCCCCUUUUGUUCCCUCCUCUGGAGCUGCAGCAGCAAUGUCUGUGUGCAGAGCUGGGGGCAGAUCAGUGCUGGCACAGCAGCUGUGCCCAGCAGCAGCAGCAGCACUUGGUGCUGCCAGCGCUGCUCCCGUGGCCCUGCCCCACUGCCCUGGUGGCCCUGGUGUUGCUGUAGGGCCUGAGUGCUCUCGGGGCCGGGCACAGUGCUGG